Molecule: messenger RNA, 1502 nt
Organism: Emericellopsis atlantica
Lineage: Eukaryota; Fungi; Ascomycota; Sordariomycetes; Hypocreales; Bionectriaceae
Exons: 2
Coding region: 120-1301 (393 amino acids)
Biological process (GO): regulation of DNA-templated transcription
Molecular function (GO): DNA-binding transcription factor activity
Source: RefSeq, a predicted model, not a curated record
GCGGUGUCUCCGGAUCCUGUCGACCUUCAACACUAUUGAUUACCGGCCCUGUCACUUGACUUCACACAGUGGCUUACUGGAAUUUCCUUAUCUACACAAAGCCUGUGUCCGGCUACGCUAUGUUGAUGUUACCUUUAUUCUUCCCGGGAACUGCGAGCUCAGUAUCCAUGUCGGAUGCGUCCAGGCACAAUGACCACUAUACGCCUACCCAAACGCGGUCAUGUUCAGUGGACGGUAAUGAGGCUAGACCUCGAAAGAAGAGUCGAAUCAUUACAGAAGCACGAAAAGAGCAGAAUCGCGUUGCGCAGAAGGCGUUCAGGCAACGCCAGAAGGAGAAGAGACAGCAAUUGAAAGCCAGCCAACCAAAACAACCGUCUAUCACCAGUGACCAGCCCCGACUUGGCGCAAAAGGUACCCCUGCCGCCAACACAGGCAUCCCUGGUCGAGUCAAUGCUUCACCAGCGACCUCGUCUAGCGCAGCAUCCGUCGCCGCACCGAGCGGUGAGGGCGUUCUUGGACUGGCAACGUUCAUGAAUGUCGAGCCGUUACCGGCGGUGUCGUUGCGUCACGAAGGAUCAAGUGGUUUUCCGGCCCCAGCCCCAGCUUCAUGGGCCCAAGACAUGGUUGAGUUCGGCGAAGAGCCAUUUUUCUCCGCCAGCGACGACCGAACCGGUCAAGAAUCACCAGACGACUCAACGCCCAGCUCCUGGGACGAAGCUCAAACCGUGUUCCAGGCAAGCCCUGCUCUCGCAGAUCCUUGGUGCAACACAUUGGAAUUCCUACCGACUACCAUCUUUGGCGCGUGUCUUCACAAUGCCGCCGCUCUUGGCUGGGACGCAGAGCAACUAGCCACGUGCUCACCCCACGGAAUCUCACCAUUCUACCGACCUACGACGCCAGAAACAAAUCCUCAGACGCUCUUGGCCUCACUCACCAUCAACCUUCCUGGUCAAACGCCGCCCCAUCUUCGCCCAACCCUGACGCAGGUUCUCAUACCCCAUCAUCCGUCCCUGGACCUGAUCCCUCUGCCUCACCUGAGAGACAGGGCGAUCAUGCUCUCGGCUGCGAUGCCCUUGGUGUUCAAUCUUUGGGAGCUCAAGCUCGACAUCUACGUGAAAGGAGGCCUCGUGAUGUUGAAGACGACGAGGGGCAAAGACCACCGCGAGAGGACUUGUCGGCCCUGGGACAAAAGUAGCUGGAUCGCGGAGAGAUGGUUCCUGCGCAAGUGGACAAUGCUUGUAGACGAGGAACUAUUGAGCCUGGGCCGGACGGAGGGCAGGGUAACAGACGCUGUGGAGUGAGCAAUGCUUGGCCCAAGCUGCGGCCAACCUCGUGGCGCUCGUCACCUGGACAGUCUCCUCCCAACUCCAAGGCAUCCCAGGGAGGCGGACAGGCAAAAUUUAACCUCGUCAAUAAGCGUUCCUAAUUCACCCCCGCUUCUGCGAUAGCCGACGUUAUUUGUCAUACGGAUCGACAUCUUACAAGGCCGAAAGAGGCAGCUA